This is a messenger RNA of Bactrocera dorsalis (oriental fruit fly), 2181 nucleotides long. RefSeq lists its product as uncharacterized. NCBI's taxonomy places the organism in Eukaryota, Metazoa, Arthropoda, Insecta, Diptera, Tephritidae. The transcript has 2 exons. The record is from RefSeq and is a predicted model, not a curated record. Gene Ontology annotation, molecular function: nucleic acid binding. Bases 1 to 1086 code for a protein of 361 amino acids.
AUGAAUAGACUUACUAACGAGCAACGCUUGCAAAUCAUUGAAUUUUAUUACCAAAAUCAGUGUUCGGUUCGAAAUGUGUUUCGCGCUUUACGUCCGAUUUAUGGUCUACAUAAUCGACCAAGUGAGCAAACAAUUAAUGCGAUUGUGACCAAGUUUCGCACUCAGUUUACUUUAUUGGACAUUAAACCAACCACACGAAUGCGUACAGUGCGUACAGAAGAGAAUAAUGCGUCUGUUUCUGAGAGUGUGGCUGAAGACCGUGAAAUGUCGAUUCGUCGCCGUUCGCAGCAAUUGGGUUUGUGUUAUUCGACCACAUGGAAGAUUUUACGCAAAGAUCUUGGUGUAAAACCGUAUAAAAUACAGCUCGUGCAAGAACUGAAGCCGAACGAUCUGCCACAACGUCGAAUUUUCAGUGAAUGGGCCCUAGAAAAGUUGGCAGAAAAUCCGCUUUUUUAUCGACAAAUUUUGUUCAGCGAUGAGGCUCAUUUCUGGUUGAAUGGCUACGUAAAUAAGCAAAAUUGCCGCAUUUGGGGUGAAGAGCAACCAGAAGCCGUUCAAGAACUGCCCAUGCAUCCCGAAAAAUGCACUGUUUGGUGUGGUUUGUACGCUGGUGGAAUCAUUGGACCGUAUUUUUUCAAAGAUGCUGUUGGACGCAACGUUACGGUGAAUGGCGAUCGCUAUCGUUCGAUGCUAACAAACUUUUUGUUGCCAAAAAUGGAAGAACUGAACUUGGUUGACAUGUGGUUUCAACAAGAUGGCGCUACAUGCCACACAGCUCGCGAUUCUAUGGCCAUUUUGAAGGAAAACUUCGGACAACAAUUCAUCUCAAGAAAUGGACCCGUAAGUUGGCCACCAAGAUCAUGCGAUUUAACGCCUUUAGACUAUUUUUUGUGGGGCUACGUCAAGUCUAAAGUCUACAGAAAUAAGCCAGCAACUAUUCCAGCUUUGGAAGACAACAUUUCCGAAGAAAUUCGGGCUAUUCCGGCCGAAAUGCUCGAAAAAGUUGCCCAAAAUUGGACUUUCCGAAUGGACCACCUAAGACGCAGCCGCGGUCAACAUUUAAAUGAAAUUAUCUUCAAAAAGUAAAUGUCAUGAACCAAUCUAACGUUUCAAAUAAAGAACCGAUGAGAUUUUGCAAAUUUUAUGCGUUUUUUUUUUAAAAAAAUUAUCAAGCUCUUAAAAAAUCCCCCUUUACAACACGUAAUUUGGUUGUUGUGCUCUCGGGCCUUAAAACGCAUUGAUGCGGAAUGAAGUAGUGUGGCUCACUCGGGAUCUUAUUGUUCGUUGGGCUCAUGUGACCCAAUGCUUUAUAUUCAUUCAUAAAGUUUAGAUACAUUUUACGAAGUUCUGGAUCUUUUAAUGUCCUUCUCUCCAGGGCCUGAAACCGCCGAACUGCGGUUUCAUAGGAGUGACCGAGUAACUUACGGUCUUUAAAAGGCAUUCUGACUUGACGCCGUCCUGAAGGCAAUACUUGAGUGGUAUUUACGAAAAAGUUUUCACACUCUUGUUGUUCUUGUGUGAAUUUAAUGCCAAUUGAAUCUGAAGGUAAUUCUUCUAACGCCCAAAAUUUUUGGACCACCGAAUUAAUUGACGUUAAGUCAUUUUCAGAUUGGCAUAAUGUGCUAGUUGCAGAAGGAGGAGGACUUAGAUUGCUGACGUAUUUGCCAGAUACAACCCACCCUAAAAGGGUUUUCUGUAAUGUUGGUUGAUUAGGACCAUUUUUAGUUUGGCCGACAGCUAGAAGAUCGAAAAAUAUUUCUGCACCCAAUAAGAUGUCAACUUUUUUACAUUUCUGGAAGUCUGGAUCCGCCAAUUCAAUAUUGUGCGGAAUUUUCCAGCCAUUAAUAUUGAUAUUAUGGUCUGGAUGAUUUGCCGAAAUACUUCGCAUUAUCCAGAAUUCCGCCGAAAUUUCGUAAUUAUUUACCCGCGACUUAACAAACGCGCUUAGUUUACUAUUACACUUAAUGUUUUGUGCUGACGUCGAAUCCGCAACUUUUGUGCCAAGUCCUCCGUCAUAAAGUUGACCUGGGAGCCUGAGUCCUGUAAGGCUCUCGCAGGCUGGUAAUCUCCGCAGCUGGUCCUCACUAGAAUUACUGCUGUUGCCAACAUGACCCGAUCCGGCAUACUGGCUGUAUGCAUGGCAUUUGUGGUUGAUGGUUGCGGAUGAGGUACAGCAGGGAA